AUGAAGCGGGGUGACAUCUACCUCGUGUCCCUCGACCCGACCGCCGGACAUGAGCAAAGCGGCAGCCGUCCCGUCCUGGUCGUGUCGCCCUCUGAGUUCAACGAUGCCACCAAGCUGCCGGUGAUCCUGCCGAUCACCAACGGCGGCGAGUUCACCCGCCGCCUGGGUUUUGCCGUUCCCGUAACAGGUAUCAAAACCAUCGGCGUCGUGCGCUGCGACCAGCCGCGCGUGAUUGACCUGGAUGCCCGACAUGCCCGCAAGGUAGACACGCUGCCAGCGCCGAUCAUGGACGAAGUGCUGGCGAAGGUUGCCACGCUUUUCGAGUGA
Molecule: messenger RNA, 327 nt
Organism: Xenopus tropicalis (tropical clawed frog)
Lineage: Eukaryota; Metazoa; Chordata; Amphibia; Anura; Pipidae
Product: endoribonuclease PemK-like
Exons: 1
Coding region: 1-327 (108 amino acids)
Molecular function (GO): DNA binding
Source: RefSeq, a predicted model, not a curated record